AUGGACAAGGACGAAGCAUUCUAUCCACUACGCGGUGAAACAUACAAAGAGAGUCGUAUGACUAAUAUCAUUCUAUGGGUACCUGGGCUUGUAUGGUUUUAUUAUCUUAUUUGUGGCUAUUCGCCACGAUUUGUCAGUCAUUUUAAUCCGAUAACACUUAUUGAGCGCCAUACGACACAACCAUCAUUUUUAACUGAACGAGACUUUAAAGAUGGAACUCUUGAAUGCAAAAAGGUCACCAAUAAACCAGCAGUUUAUGCAGUAACCAUAUGCAUAUCUGACUGGCUUUAUGCUUCCAUGAAGGCAGAUCCAGAACUUUGCAAUUUACAAGUUUUGAAAACUGCUUGGUUCGAUGACAUGGGAUUAGUUCAUCUUCGGGGCAAAAUUGGUGAAACCAACGGCUUUCAACGUCGUGUUCGGAAGUACAAUAGUAAUGAUGAAUCGAGUGGACUAGGGCCGGUAUUUUGCUACUUAAGAAAAGAAGCAAAGGAAUCGAAGGCUGAAUUCACCGAUUGGGUGAAAGUAUGGCCAAUUUUAUCUGGUGAAUGUCUACAGGAUAACGAAGAACGUAUUAAAAUGGAGACACGGUGCUCAUUUUUACUUGGAAGAGACGGUAACAGUGGUUACAAUUGCCUAUGA
Molecule: messenger RNA, 639 nt
Organism: Adineta steineri
Lineage: Eukaryota; Metazoa; Rotifera; Eurotatoria; Adinetida; Adinetidae
Source: the annotation of a GenBank genome assembly